UCAUGUCCAUUCGCUUCCUUUUAUUAAUUAAUUUUUUUUUUAAUUCUCCUCUGGAAAUGGAAAGUUCGACCUUAACCGGAUUGCUGAAGCAGGUGGCGUCGGAGUUCCAAAAAACGGAAAGUUCAACUUGACCCAUGCACGGUUGCAGGAGCUCGUCAACCACGCUGCCUCCCUGUUAAUAUCCUUCAGCAUCGCCCCUAACAACAUCGUUGCAAUCAUCUUCCCCAACACCGUCGAGUUUGUUGUGAUGUUUUUGACGGUGAUUCGAUGCCAAGCGACAGCGGCGCUGCUAAACGCAGCGUACACAGUGGAGGAGUUGGAGUUCAACCUCUCUGACUCAGAAUCGAAGCUCUUGAUCAUGCUGGAAGAACCGAUUCAUACGGCCCAAGCGGCUGCUUCCAAGCUCAACAUCCCUCAUGUGACCACCAACCUGUCUGCCACCGCCAACCCCGUUACUCUCUCUUCUGCCGCCAAGGGGAUCCCCGACUUGGUCUCGCAACUCGUCAACGACCUCUCCGAUAUGGCGCUCUUCCUCCACACGUCGGGAACCACGAGCCGACCCAAGAAAGUCCCCUUGACGCAACUCAAUUUGGCCUCCUCUGUCCAGAACAUCAAAUCGGUCUACAAAAUCACUGAGUCAGACUCGACGGUUAUCGUCCUCCCUCUAUUUCACGUGCACAGAUUAAUUACCGGGUUACUAAGUUCAUUUUCCGCAGAAGCUGCCGCGACUCUCCCAGCCGCAGUCUCUCUCGCUUGGCGGCUCCUGUUGGUGAUGAAGGAGAUGAGGGAUUUGAGGUUAUGGAGGCAGGGAGUAGCACAGAAGAAAGGAACAGAGAUGAUAAACAGACAAGACUGCAAUCGGGGCAAAAUCGGAAAUUUGUUGUUUGGACCAUUUUGAUUGGACUAGUUUAAUAUUGGGUUUUGUCUUAACCAUUAAAUAAAGUUUUUAUAUGGUUUUUUUUGUUAACA
Messenger RNA from Malus domestica (apple), 969 nucleotides. RefSeq names its product probable CoA ligase CCL9. The record is from RefSeq and is a predicted model, not a curated record. Gene Ontology annotation, molecular function: medium-chain fatty acid-CoA ligase activity. Lineage: Eukaryota; Viridiplantae; Streptophyta; Magnoliopsida; Rosales; Rosaceae. Gene Ontology annotation, biological process: fatty acid metabolic process.